AUGUGCAAUGGCUUAUUUAUUGACAAAAAUGCUGAUGAGUCUUGGACUUUCCUAAUCAAAGUUUCUGAAAAGACUCGGCAGUGGGAGUCCAUUCGUGAACCUAGAAAGACUGCCCUUGUAGCUAAUGUUCAUAGGAUUGAGUCCGACUUUGAGGGAAAUGCGAAAAUUGCAUCGUUGGCUAGGAGAGUAGAAGCGUUGGAGCUGCAGAAGAAUGUGAAACCUUCUGCCACUACUCUCCGUGACCAUGUCGAAAUGUCUAUUUGUGCUUCAUGUAAUAGUUCUGACCAUCUAGUGGACAGUUGCCCAGAAAAACUUGCAUUUCAGGAAUCUAGACUUGAAUAA
Papaver somniferum (opium poppy) is the source of this 342-nucleotide messenger RNA. RefSeq lists its product as uncharacterized. The coding region runs from base 1 to 342 and encodes 113 amino acids. The record is from RefSeq and is a predicted model, not a curated record. The transcript has a single exon. NCBI's taxonomy places the organism in Eukaryota, Viridiplantae, Streptophyta, Magnoliopsida, Ranunculales, Papaveraceae.